AUGGGGUUCAUUCUUGACUAUGCUACCGUCUCCGAGGAGGAGGACUCGUUUCUAGAGCUCCCCGAAGAUGAGGGCCUUACUGUUCAGCUUCCAUGGUCACUAGAAGCUUGCAAUUUCACGGAGUCGAAUGUCCUGAUCUGGACAUAUGAUUUUGGGAAAUUUUUACCGCUCGGCGAAGCUUAA
Messenger RNA from Penicillium concentricum, 183 nucleotides. RefSeq lists its product as uncharacterized. NCBI's taxonomy places the organism in Eukaryota, Fungi, Ascomycota, Eurotiomycetes, Eurotiales, Aspergillaceae. The coding region runs from base 1 to 183 and encodes 60 amino acids. The transcript has a single exon. The record is from RefSeq and is a predicted model, not a curated record.